This is a messenger RNA of Triticum dicoccoides, 1237 nucleotides long. Its product is annotated as clathrin light chain 1-like. Gene Ontology annotation, molecular function: clathrin heavy chain binding; structural molecule activity. Gene Ontology annotation, cellular component: plasma membrane; clathrin coat of coated pit; clathrin coat of trans-Golgi network vesicle. Gene Ontology annotation, biological process: intracellular protein transport; clathrin-dependent endocytosis. Bases 104 to 1045 code for a protein of 313 amino acids. The transcript has 3 exons. NCBI's taxonomy places the organism in Eukaryota, Viridiplantae, Streptophyta, Magnoliopsida, Poales, Poaceae. The record is from RefSeq and is a predicted model, not a curated record.
GCGAAGUCCACAGCACCAGUCCAACCGCACCCGCGCCGCGCCGACCAAAAACCUUCCCCCGCCUCUCCCCCUUCCUCCCUCCCCACCUCCGCCGCAGCCCACCAUGGACCCCUUCUUCGCCGCCGACGACGCCGCGGACGAGCUCCCGCGCACCGCCUCCCACCCCUUCGACGACGCCGAGGACGACGAGGGCGCCGCCGCGGCCGGGGCCGACGGCGGCGCGGGAGGGUACGCCUCCUUCGCGGACGCCGGGUACGGCUCCUUCGCCGACGCGGGCCCCGAGGAGGAUGAGGAGGAGGUGGUGGACGAGGAGAUCGCCGCCGACUCCGACGGCGGAGCCGUCCCCGUCCGCCACGUCUCCGGCGGGUACGCCCCCGCGGCCUUCUUCCCCGACUCGGACUUCGGGGGCGGGGACGACGACGGCGCCGUCCUGCCGCCGCCCUCCGAGAUGGGCAGGGAGGAGGGGGCCCUCCUCCGCGAGUGGCGCAGGCAAAAUGCUCUAGUUCUCGAGGAAAAAGAACAGAAGGAGAAGGAGCUUCGCGCCCAAAUAAUUGCAGAAGCUGAAGAGUUCAAGAUAGCUUUCAAUGAGAAGAGGAUACAGACCUGUGAGACGAAUAAGGUCCAUAGCAGGGAAAGAGAGAAGAUCUUUGUUGAAAGCCAGGAGAAAUUCCAUGCUAGCGCAGACAAGCAGUACUGGAAAUCGAUCUCGGAGCUCAUCCCACAUGAAAUCGCUACCAUCGAGAAGCGGGGCAAGAAAGACAAGGACAAGAAGCCAUCCAUCGCAGUCAUUCAGGGCCCCAAGCCCGGCAAGCCCACCGACCUCUCCCGUAUGCGCCAGGUCCUAGUGAAGCUGAAGCAUGCUCCUCCACCGCACAUGAUGCAACCUCCACCAGCCCCUGCUGCCAAGGAAGGCGCCAAGGAAGGUGCGAAAGACGGCGCACCAGCACCAACAAAUGGAGCCAAGCAGCCCGUGGAGAGCAAAGAAGCACCCGCCAACGGCCCCGCCGCAGAGACGGAGAAGGAGCAGACUGCAGCAUCAGAGUAGCUUCUUUUAUUUUUACAGAAACACCAGAACCUUGACUAUGCUUAGAAGGAAACUUUUAUUUUCAAAAAUACCCGGAGUCGCCUACCCUGUAGCGGUCUUUUUUGUAGAGAUCCGCAUCAGGAUGGCCAUGUAUCGAUCAGUUCUGAACAUUCAGCUUAGUAUCACAGCAAACAACUGCACUCUUUACUGUUU